Penicillium diatomitis is the source of this 1314-nucleotide messenger RNA. Its product is annotated as acyl-CoA dehydrogenase. The coding region runs from base 1 to 1314 and encodes 437 amino acids. The transcript is spliced from 3 exons. NCBI's taxonomy places the organism in Eukaryota, Fungi, Ascomycota, Eurotiomycetes, Eurotiales, Aspergillaceae. Gene Ontology annotation, molecular function: flavin adenine dinucleotide binding; acyl-CoA dehydrogenase activity. The record is from RefSeq and is a predicted model, not a curated record. Gene Ontology annotation, cellular component: mitochondrion.
AUGGCGUCCAUCGCUCGCGCAUUGCGACCCCUGUCCCGCUCAACUCCCGCCGCCCGCUUGACCACCAGGCGUCUUGCUUCCGUUCGACCCGUUCAGAGUGCCUAUGCCUUUUCCACAUCUUCCCGCAGGCGGGAGGCCGACCUCUCUGAGCUGACUCCUACGCCCAUCUCCCUGUUGACCGAGACCGAGUCCAUGAUGGCCGACAUGGUGUCCAAGUUUGCAUCUGAGCAGAUCGGCCCUAAGGUUCGGGACAUGGAUGAGGCCGAGACGAUGGAUCCCUCCGUGGUGGAGGGACUGUUCGAGCAGGGUAUCAUGGGUAUUGAGAUUCCCGAAGAGUUCGGCGGAGCCGGCAUGAACUUCACUGCUGCGAUCGUGGCGAUCGAGGAGCUGGCACGUAUUGACCCCAGUGUCAGUGUCAUGGCCGAUGUCCACAACACCCUUGUCAACACUGCCAUCAUGAAGUACGGCGAUGCUCAGUCCCACCGCAUGUGGCUGCCUAAAUUGAGCACCAACACUGUCGGCUCGUUCUGUCUGUCCGAACCCGUUUCGGGCUCCGACGCAUUUGCCCUUCAGACCAAGGCUGAGAAGACUGCCGACGGUUACAAGAUCAAUGGCUCCAAGAUGUGGAUCACCAAUGCUAUGGAGUCCGGUAUCUACAUUGUCUUUGCCAACCUGAACCCCAGCGCCGGUUACAAGGGUAUCACCGCCUUUAUUGUCGAGAAGGGCACCCCUGGGUUCUCCAUCGCCAAGAAGGAGAAGAAGCUCGGUAUUCGUGCCAGCAGCACUUGUGUGCUGAACUUCGAUGAUGUCGAGAUCCCCAAGAGCAACUUGCUUGGUGAGGAAGGCAAGGGCUACAAGAUUGCUAUUGAGAUCUUGAACGAGGGCCGUAUCGGUAUUGCCGCUCAAAUGACGGGUCUGGCUCUCGGUGCUUGGGAGAAUGCUGCGCGGUACGUCUGGAACGAUCGCAAACAAUUCGGCAAGCUUGUCGGCGAAUUCCAAGGCAUGCAGCACCAGAUGGCUCAGUCCUACACUGAGAUCGCCGCCGCCCGAGCUCUCGUCUAUAACGCCGCUCGCAAGAAGGAGGCCGGCCAGGAGUUCGUCAAGGAUGCCGCCAUGGCCAAGCUCUACGCUUCUCAAGUUGCCGGUCGUGUGUCCGGCCUUGCCGUUGAAUGGAUGGGUGGUAUGGGUUUCGUCCGCGAGGGCAUCGCGGAGAAGAUGUUCCGUGAUAGCAAGAUUGGUGCCAUCUACGAGGGAACCAGCAACAUCCAGCUGCAGACCAUUGCCAAAAUGCUGCAGAAAGAUUACACGAAUUAG